Messenger RNA from Besnoitia besnoiti, 657 nucleotides. RefSeq lists its product as uncharacterized. The record is from RefSeq and is a predicted model, not a curated record. Bases 1 to 657 code for a protein of 218 amino acids. The transcript is spliced from 3 exons. NCBI's taxonomy places the organism in Eukaryota, Apicomplexa, Conoidasida, Eucoccidiorida, Sarcocystidae.
AUGACCGAGGUAGUAGGGUGGUUAGCGCGGAAGCAGAAUGACAGAACUGACCUUCGCGAAGAGACUCAUGAAGCCGCCCCUGUAGAUAUCGCCACAUACUUCGCCCCUGGUCCUGAGCUCAUCUCGCACCUGACGAAGAAAAUUGGAUCCAGCAGCGCCGUGUACUUCCUCGGGGAUAGCCUCGAAAGAAGUGAAAGUAUGACCUCCAAUUCUGAAGGCGAUAUUUUCCAGAGCACUCCUCCCAAUAUGUCACCAACAACGCAGCUACUCACCGCCGUCAGAGAAAUGUGUACGUCAAGAUCUUCCGCAGUUGCUUCGCCUACAUUGGCAAGCGGUGAUGAAAAGGAGCAUGAGCACCACAGGGACAGUCACAAGACUGUACUGGAUCAACCGGCAGCAGGCCUUCCGCCUGUGAUUCAGUACACCCCCCAAUUGAGGCCGAAUCACAGCCGUUCCGGACAAGUCGCCGGAUAUCUAGAGUCCCCUGCAAGAGUCCUGCUUGUAGGAAGCAUCGCGGAGCAGGGCCGCGUCUUGGGCCUGAAGGAACCUGUCGUCAGGUGUUUGUGUGAAGAGGAGGGCGUCGCAUUUCUGAAAGUGUGUCAGGGAGAGCACCUUCACGACUGCACAUACGCUGACCAUAUUUGUCUCUAUGCAUGA